Messenger RNA from Drosophila elegans, 1890 nucleotides. RefSeq names its product maltase A3. The record is from RefSeq and is a predicted model, not a curated record. Gene Ontology annotation, biological process: carbohydrate metabolic process. The transcript is spliced from 3 exons. Lineage: Eukaryota; Metazoa; Arthropoda; Insecta; Diptera; Drosophilidae. Bases 23 to 1834 code for a protein of 603 amino acids.
CCUGCCAGUGGAUCAGUCAGUCAUGGCGUGUUUGAAUAACUUUAUCGUUGCGGUUCUCCUCCUAUUGGGUCUACACUGCGCCCUUGGACGAGCGGCCGCCGUGGAUGUGGAUGACCUUGAGAGGGCCGCCACCAGCACGGACACCACCAGAGAUUGGUGGCAGGUGGCGCAGUUCUACCAGAUCUAUCCGCGUUCCUACAAGGACUCCAAUGGCGACGGCAUCGGUGACCUGCAGGGCAUCAUUUCCAAACUGGACUACCUGAAGGAAAUCGGCGUGACGGCCACCUGGCUGUCGCCCAUCUACAAGUCGCCCAUGGCGGACUUUGGCUACGACAUCUCCGACUUCUACGACAUCCAGGACGAGUACGGCACCCUCGACGACUUCGACGAGCUGAUCGUGGAGGCCAACAAGCGGAACAUCAAGAUCAUCCUGGACUUUGUGCCCAACCACUCGAGCGACGAGAACGUCUGGUUCCAGCGGUCGGUGAGGCGGGAGAAGGGCUACGAGGACUACUACAUGUGGCACGAUGGCUACACCAAUGCCACCACUGGGGCACGGGAGCCACCCUCCAACUGGCUGCAGGCCUUCCGCGGCAGUGCCUGGGAGUGGAACGAGGAGCGGCAGCAGUACUACCUCCACCAGUUCGCCGUCAAGCAGCCGGAUCUCAACUACCGCAAUCCCGCCGUGGUGGCCCAGAUGAAGCGCGUGCUGACCUACUGGUUGGAUCGCGGUGUGGCCGGAUUUCGCAUGGACGCGGUGCCCUGGUGCUUCGAGGUUCUGCCCGACGCCGAGGGCCGCUAUCCCGACGAGCCGCUGAGUGGCUACACGGACGACCCGGACGAGUCCGCCUACCUGAAGCACAUCUACACCCAGGACCUGCGCGAAACAGUGGAGAUGGUGUACCAGUGGCGCACACUGCUGGACGACUACCAGCGCAUCCACGGCGGCGACACGCGGGUUAUCAUGGUGGAGACCUACUCGGGCCUGGACUACGUGAUGCAGUUCUAUGGCAAUCGCACCACCAAGGGGGCGCAAAUGCCCUUCAACUUCCAGUUCAUCACUGGCGGCAAUGGCGACAAGAACAACACUCGGCUCAAUGCGGCUGGCUUUGUGAAGAUCAUCAACAGCUGGCUGACGCAGAUGCCCGCCGGACAAACGGCCAACUGGGUGAUGGGCAACCAUGACCAGCGGCGGGUGGGCAGUCGCUACGGUGAGAACCGCAUCGAUCUGAUGAACAUGCUGCAGAUGUUCCUGCCCGGUGUGAGCAUCACGUACCAGGGCGAGGAGCUGGGCAUGACGGAUCUGGACAUCAGUUGGGAGGACAGCCGAGAUCCGGCGGCCUGCAAUUCCAACUCGCAGAUCUACGAGCAGUUCACCCGCGAUCCCGCGCGCACUCCCUUCCAGUGGAGCGACGAGGCCAACGCGGGAUUCUCCACGAACGCCACCACCUGGCUGCCCAUCAACCCGAACUAUGUGACCGUAAAUGCGAAGGCGGAGAGUGCGACGAGUGCCAGCCACUUGAGCCUGUACAAGCAGCUGGUGGAGCUGCGCAAACUGAAAACCCUCCAGUUGGGCGCCACUCGAUAUGCGAGUGUGGGUGACAAUGUGGUGGCCAUCAAGAGAUCUCUGAGUGGGCAGGCCACCUACGUGCUGGUGGCCAAUGUGCUGGACACAGCUGUCUCGGGACUGGACAUUUCCAGUGCUGUGUACGCCACCGGCAGCUACAAGAUCAAGCUGCUCAAUCCGCAGGCCAAGGCCACAGUUGGUGAUGCCGUUUCGCUGAGCAACUUGUCGCUGGAGCCAUACGCAGCCCUGAUUUUGGAGUCUGUCUAGGGUUUACAUAAUCAUAAGUUUGAAAAGAACAAUACAUACAUGGUGUACACGAAGAA